Diaporthe batatas is the source of this 1548-nucleotide messenger RNA. RefSeq names its product adenylate kinase ADK1. Gene Ontology annotation, cellular component: mitochondrion; cytoplasm. The transcript is spliced from 4 exons. Gene Ontology annotation, biological process: ADP biosynthetic process. The record is from RefSeq and is a predicted model, not a curated record. Gene Ontology annotation, molecular function: AMP kinase activity; ATP binding. NCBI's taxonomy places the organism in Eukaryota, Fungi, Ascomycota, Sordariomycetes, Diaporthales, Diaporthaceae. The coding region runs from base 373 to 1191 and encodes 272 amino acids.
CGGGACGCAACCCCCCCCCCCAAAACAGCUUGGGACUACCCCCUGUACCUGGGCUACUCGUGCAAGCCUGGGCAGCUCCGACCGGCUUGGAUUGUGAACGUCGCUCGUGGUAACUUAAAAGCGAACCGCGGCUUUUCUGGCCAACUUUCACCCUCGUGUGAGCAGCUUUUCUGAUUUCUUGUCCAGACCGAGAUCUGCCCUGCUGCUGCGCAACCCUUUCUCCACUCUCAGCCUCGUCGCUACUUCUCUGCCGAUUCUUUGUACCACCAGCAGGCCUGCUGCCCUCUGCCGUCGCAUUCAAUUGCCUCGGUUGCUCCCACCGACACCCCGUCUCUUUUCGGUUCCCUUUCCCAGGUCAACGCUCCAUUCACCAUGGGCAUCAUCGAGGAUGAAGUCAAGGGCCUCCACGCCAAGCUCGAGGGGCUCGAGUCGCGCAUAAAGUCUCUCGAAUCCAGGCAAUUCGGUGGCCCCCUCACCGCCGAGCAGAUCCGCAUGAUCCUAAUCGGUCCUCCUGGCGCUGGCAAGGGCACGCAAGCCCCAAAGAUCAAGGAGAAGUUCAACUGCUGUCAUCUGGCAACCGGUGACAUGCUGCGGUCCCAGGUCGCCAAGAAGACCCCUCUGGGCCGGGAGGCCAAGAAGAUCAUGGACGCAGGUGGCCUCGUCAGUGACGAUAUUGUCAUUGGCAUGAUCAAGGCCGAGCUGGACAACAACCAGGAGUGCAAGGGGGGGUUUAUCCUCGAUGGCUUCCCUCGUACCGUGCCCCAAGCCGAGAGCCUCGACGCGAUGCUGAAGGACCGCAACCAGAAGCUGCAACAUGCCGUUGAGCUGCAGAUCGACGACGCCCUGCUGGUGGCGCGCAUCACCGGUCGACUGGUGCACCCGGCCUCAGGCCGGAGCUACCACCUGACCUUCAACCCGCCCAAGGUGCCCAUGACCGACGACAUCACGGGCGAGCCCCUGAUCCAGCGGUCUGAUGACAACGCAGACGCGCUCAAGAAGCGCCUCGCAACCUACCACCAGCAGACCAGCCCCGUCGUGGGCUACUACCAGAAGACGGGCAUCUGGAAGGCCAUCGACGCCAGCCAGGAGCCCGGCCAGGUCUGGAAGAGCCUGCUGGCCGUCUUCGACGGCGACAAGGACAAGGCCAAAAGCAGCGGCGCCGGCAUCCUCAGCAGGAUCGCCGGUCGUUAAAGCACACCGCGUGCGCGCGACUACUUGAAACGCCCUGCAGCUGGGCCCACCCGGGAGAAAUUUAGCCGAUGGGUCUUCUGGAUGUCACGAGACAAGGAGAAUAAUACCACCUCAAAUGUAGAAAGGGGGACGCGAUCUCGGAACUGAAAACGAUGGACAGCAGGGUGCAGGCAAACUAAUCUGUUGUCUUGCGUCGCGAAACAAAUAUCAGGAAAGCAUUCUCGGUGUCUUGUGAGCGCGAGAGAGAAUGGGCGGGAUCGCUCCUCGAAUGUGCUAUGAAUGUAUAUCAAGACGGGCGGCACUCAUACUCACGGGUUCACGCCCUGUAUGCUAUUAUGGAAGAAAAGUUGCACCUCA